Molecule: messenger RNA, 2742 nt
Organism: Eublepharis macularius
Lineage: Eukaryota; Metazoa; Chordata; Lepidosauria; Squamata; Eublepharidae
Product: pre-mRNA-processing factor 39-like
Exons: 14
Coding region: 74-2245 (723 amino acids)
Biological process (GO): mRNA 5'-splice site recognition; RNA processing
Cellular component (GO): nucleus; commitment complex; U1 snRNP
Molecular function (GO): protein binding
Source: RefSeq, a predicted model, not a curated record
CGCAGUGCUACUUAGCGGGAGCGCCGAGGACGAGAGAGGCCCUCCGGACCAUCUGUUGGGCUGCCGCGCUAAGAUGGCGGCUGAGGGGCCCGAGGCGCCGGCCAGCCCCACGCGCGGUGGCACCGAGGGUUGCGAGGAGAGUCUGGGGGCAGAAGUAGAAGCAGCUGUAGGCCCUGACCAAGACGUGAUUCCCAAGCCAGCAAGCAACGGUGCCCCAAAGGCAGACGAGGCAACACCAGUAGAAGGUUGUAACGGAGUCAACAUGGAGGCCAGCACUCCAACACUGAAAGCUGAGGUUGCUAAGGAAGAAGCCCCUCAGCCUCCUACCCCUGAUGUGGUGAUGCACAUGGCGCUUAACCCUCCCAUGGAGGAGGUCUCCAUCACAUAUCCUCUGGAGUUUGAGCGGUACUGGCGAGCCGCUCAAGAGAACCCACUUGACUUCACUGCAUGGACUGAUCUGCUUCAGUAUGUGGAGCAAGAGAAUCACAUUUAUGCAGCCCGCAAAGCCUUUGAUACCUUCUUUCUACGUUACCCUUACUGCUAUGGCUACUGGAAAAAGUAUGCAGAUAUGGAGCGUCGCUUUGACUUUAUCAAGGAGACAGAGGAGGUUUUCCAGCGAGGGCUGCAAUCUAUCCCACUCAGCAUGGACUUGUGGAUCCAUUACAUCUCCUUCCUACAGUCUACCUUGGAUAUGAACCUCCCUGACUCCGUGCAGAAGAUCCGUGGCACAUUUGAAGCCUCUAUAGCCGCUGCAGGAGUGGAUUUCCGUUCAGACAAACUCUGGGAGAUGUAUGUGGAAUGGGAGAGAGAGCAGGGUGACCUGAAAGCCAUCACAGCGAUUUAUGACCGAGUGCUCACCAUGCCGACUCAGUUGUACAGCCACCACUGGGAAAAGUUCAAGGAACAUGUCGCCAGCCACCCCCCGCAGGACAUCCUGUCCACUGAGGAACUGUUGUGGCUGCAGUCGAAGAUGGCCUCUGAGACAGUGGCCAAAACCGCAGAAGCAGAGGCAGAGGAGGCGCCGCCUGGGGAGGACGUGCCACUGAAGGCAGAAACCCAGCAGGAAACUGGAGCUGGAGAUGGGAUCCAGAUGUUGGGCCAUAUGGACCAGGAUAAGAUUCGGGAACUUGUAAUUUCUAUCCGCCAGCAGAUCCACACCCAGAACGAAACGGAAGUCAGCAAGCGAUGGAAUUUCGAGGAAGGGAUUAAGAGGCCCUACUUCCAUGUAAAACCACUCGAGCGAGCACAGCUGCGGAACUGGCGGGACUACCUGGAUUUUGAGAUUGCCAGUGGCUUGCACGAACGUACCAUUGUGCUCUUUGAGCGAUGUGUCAUUGCUUGUGCCCUCUACGAAGAGUUCUGGGUCAAGUAUAUUAGGUACCUUGAAAACCACAGCAUUGCUGGGGCUAGGAGUGUCUUCCAGCGAGCUUGCUGUUACCACCUUCCUCGCAAGCCCAACAUCCACCUUCUGUGGGCAGCAUUUGAAGAGAGAAACGGAGAAGUAGAGGAAGCCCGCAGGAUCUUGAAAUCAUUUGAGGAUUGUGUGCCUGGCCUUGCCAUGGUGCGCUUACGGCGAGUGAGUUUGGAGCGCCGGCAGGGAAACAUGGAGGGGGCAGAAGCACUCUUGAUGGAAGCUAUCCGGGACAAUGAGGGGAUGCCCGUGUCGUCGUUCUACUCUGUUAAACUGGCUCGGCAGGUGUUGAAAGUGCAGAAGAAUCUGAUCAAAGCUCGGAAGAUUCUCUUGGAGGCAUUGGAGAAAGAUCCGGAUAAUGCCAAGCUCUAUGCCAAUCUCUUGGAGAUGGAGUUCAGUGCUGAUGUGCGGCAGAAUGAGGGCAACACCAUGAGCAGCUUCGACAGAGCCCUGACCAGUGGCCUGCCCCUGGAGACAAAGAUAAUUUUCUCCCAGCGCAGGGUGGAGUUUCUUGAGGACUUUGGGUCCAGCAUAAACAGCUUGUUGACAUCAUAUGAUGAACAUCAGAAGCUCCUGAACCAACAAGUGAUGAGGAAGAGACUCCUGGAAAAUGGCAGUUCUGAUGAGGCAGAUGAGAAGCGAAUGAGACUCGAAGAGACUGCUGCAGGAGGCAAUCUUGCGGUUGCUGCAACAACUGGUAUCACACCCUUGAUGGCGGCAGAUGUGAGCAACAGUGGAACUGGAGGUUACAACUACAACACUUGGUACCAGAACUAUAGUGGCUAUGGGUACCAGAACACGUGGAACUACAAUCAGUACUAUCAGCAGAGCUGAAAGGGACUGGAGCGAGACGCCAGCAGUGAUAAUGACCGGCAGCUGCUGCUACUCGUUUGAUUACCAAGUAGAUACAAACUGAAGUCUGGCCAUGACCUGUAGCCUUCCCUCUGGCAGCUGUGCAGAGAUAAAAUGGAACUGCUCCCAUCUAAAAACCGACUUUCCUCCUUCCCCCGCAUUGGUGUAACAAGCUGCCCUCUGUGUUAUCAUCAGCCCCAAGGGGAACAUGUUGCCAGUGGAUCAGGAACGGAGAUUUGAAUCAGUUUGCUUCAAACAGUCCUGAGGCAGCCCCAACUCUCCUGAGAUAGACCUUUUGAGGUCUGAAUUUCAAAUCUGACCAAGGACUGCGUCUGCCCACAGGGGCGGGACUUGUGUGACAAAAUUAGUUUAACUUAAAAGAAUAAUCAGAACAGGAUCCCAGGUUUUUUGUAAACUUUCCUCUCCCCUGUACAUUUCAUGUGUGGCAACUUAUGUAAAUAAACAAGAAUUAAUUACAA